AUGAUUGGAAAACAAAGCGCCGGCCUCCUGGCCACUGCUGCCGCAGUCUCAGCAUCGGUCAUCGAGCUGCCUGUCCACAUCCAAAACACAUAUUCCUCGGUCCAAUUCAAUGUCGGCACGCCCGCCAAGCCGUACCGCCUCCUCUUCGACACCGGCUCAUCGACAGCAUGGAUGGUCAACUCCGACUGCACCGAAUCCUCGUGCCCCAACCUCAGCGGCUACGACCGCGUCGGCUACAACAUCUCGGCCUCCACCAGCGCCGUCGACCUCGGCGCAUCGGCCUCGAUCCCGUACAUCGACGGCGACGGCGUGACGGGCGACGCCGUGCAAGACGUCUUCUCCGACGAGCGCGGCACGGUCGAGUGGAACCAGACCUUCCUGUCCGUCAACGCCAGCAGCUGGCGCUUCAUCACGGCCGACGGCUUCCUCGGAUUGGGCUUCUCGUCCAUCGCGGAAAACGGGACCUCGUCGCUCGUCGAGACGCUGCUGUGGGACGGCCAGCUCGACGCGCCGCGCUUCGGCCUCUACUACGGGACCAACCUGGCCGACAACGGCACGCAGGACGGCGUGCUGACGGUCGGCGGCAGCCACGAGGAGACGUAUGUGGACGAGGAGGGUGUCGUCUUCGCGCCGCUGCGCAAGGAGGACCCGUAUCAGCUGUGGCGCGCGCCGCUGCGCUCCGUUACCGUCAUGGCGACCGGCACGAAUGCGACGAUUAACGUGCGCAACGACGGCAAGCUGCCGACGACCAGCGCUGGCGGCCUGAUUUCGAAUGCUGUGGGUGCGAACACGACGUGGUCCAUGUACGGCUCGGGCACCGCCGUCUUCGAUACCGGCGCGGGCAGGAUCUCGGUCCCGACCAACAUUGUCGAUGCCGUGUACUUCAACCUCGGCUGGAACAACACCAAGCUGAUGACUGGCGAGGAGCGCAUGGAGUGCCAGCACCUGAACGCGUCGUGGGCGCUGUCGUUCACGCUUGGCGAGGAGGCCGAGGAGGAUGAUGUGACGUUUACCAUUCGUGGUGACGAGUUCGUCAGGCCUGGCGACCAGUGCAUGCCGCCGGUUGACGACAGCGAUGGCAAUGGCUUCGCGUUGAUUGGUGCCGCCUUCUUGCGCAGGUUCUAUUCCAUCCACGACUUCGGUGCGGAUAAGGUUGCGGACUAUCAGCCGAAGAUCGGAUUUGGAAGGUUGAAGAAGGAGUACGACUACCUGUACCAGUAA
Messenger RNA from Lasiodiplodia theobromae, 1221 nucleotides. RefSeq names its product Pepsinogen c. The coding region runs from base 1 to 1221 and encodes 406 amino acids. The record is from RefSeq and is a predicted model, not a curated record. The transcript has 2 exons. NCBI's taxonomy places the organism in Eukaryota, Fungi, Ascomycota, Dothideomycetes, Botryosphaeriales, Botryosphaeriaceae. Gene Ontology annotation, cellular component: fungal-type vacuole. Gene Ontology annotation, molecular function: aspartic-type endopeptidase activity. Gene Ontology annotation, biological process: proteolysis.